AUGCCACGAACCCCCGCCAUGUGCCACCACAUCACGACCCGCUACACCUGCGGGCACAGCUUCCUCCCCUCCCCCGACGACCCGCCGUGCACGCGCAGCUACGCCGAGCACCAGAAGGUGCUCAGCUACUUCAAGGCCAAGAAGACGGGCGAGAUCUGUCCGGGGUGCAGGACGGGGCGGAGGCUGAUUAGGGAGGAGGCGCAGGAGAUGGUGGAUUGGGAGUAUGCUCAGAGGGCGAAGAAUGCCGGCGCGGAGGGUGGUGGGGGUGGGGGGAAGGUCCCGCAGGGGGCGUUUUAG
Morchella sextelata is the source of this 297-nucleotide messenger RNA. RefSeq lists its product as uncharacterized. Bases 1 to 297 code for a protein of 98 amino acids. The transcript has a single exon. Lineage: Eukaryota; Fungi; Ascomycota; Pezizomycetes; Pezizales; Morchellaceae. The record is from RefSeq and is a predicted model, not a curated record.